Molecule: messenger RNA, 845 nt
Organism: Zea mays
Lineage: Eukaryota; Viridiplantae; Streptophyta; Magnoliopsida; Poales; Poaceae
Exons: 3
Coding region: 178-570 (130 amino acids)
Molecular function (GO): protein binding
Source: RefSeq, a predicted model, not a curated record
ACGCGGGCCACAGGACGCCCGCGCAGUGACGAUCCGGACGCGAACCUCGUAUCAAAUUCGCUUAUGGGCAGCCGUCCUAUAAGAGGCGUCGAGUCCGCCGGCGCAUGGCAACCCCACCACAACCCAGCGCCGGCAGUCGCCGUCAUCGAUCGAUCGCCGGAAAACUAACCCCUAACGAUGUCUGGAGCCGGCGAGGAGGACAAGAAGCCCGCGGAGGGCGGCGCCCACAUCAACCUUAAGGUCAAGGGACAGGUCAGCACGCCAGCGGUUUCUCUCUUCCUCAUUUUCUUCUUUCUUGUCAUCUCGCCGGUGGUCCCCCUUCCUCACCAUCUUCCCCGUAGCGAGGAUGGCAAUGAGGUGUUCUUUCGCAUAAAGAGGUCCACCCAGCUGAAGAAGCUGAUGAACGCUUAUUGUGACCGCCAGUCUGUGGACAUGAAUGCCAUUGCGUUCCUGUUUGAUGGCCGCAGGCUUCGCGGCGAGCAGACCCCUGAUGAGCUGGAGAUGGAGGACGGCGACGAGAUCGACGCCAUGCUUCACCAGACCGGAGGCAGCGUUCCUAGCACCACCUAAAAGCCUCGUUUUGCUCUCCGUCCUGCGUAGUACUAAACAAAAGGGAAAAAGUCUUUUUAAGGAACUUGUGAUGCUCUGGCUCCUUGUGCCAUUGCUGAGGGACAUCCUUAGCCUUUGUUUAGUAGUAUGGUUUGGUACUUUGUUCUGUCAUCACUCGUUUAUCUAUCCCUAAUACAUGCCGCCAUGAUUGUACUCCCAAUGACGCGCAGAUCAUUUGCUUUGUUUUGUCUGCUCGAACCUCGAAGUCGUCUAUGCUUUUCAGAUUAUUUUGGGCA